Molecule: messenger RNA, 555 nt
Organism: Aureobasidium uvarum
Lineage: Eukaryota; Fungi; Ascomycota; Dothideomycetes; Dothideales; Saccotheciaceae
Source: the annotation of a GenBank genome assembly
AUGGCCGACCAUGUGCCCGCAGAUGUAGUGCAAGGAUCUACACCUUCUUGUGACGGAGAUGAUGCCGUCGCUCCCAAGCAUCCAACGCUCAGUCAAGCUCUAGCCAAUGAGCUCAAACGAUUCCACGACCUCUGGGACAAAGCCAGCGACAUCUCAGACCAACGAGACGCAUUGGCCAGAAUCUCACAAGCAAAUCGCCUAGCCGUCAAACAACACGAACACACAACCAACCUCAACCUGCAGGUCAUCAACCUCGACGAAUUGGACUCUCUCGACGACUGUUCUGAAUGGUUUCGCUUGGAGAAGAUUGCAUCGAAGCAUUUUCCGGAGCUCUAUCGCCUCACACGCAGAUUGAUGGGGGUUUGGGAAGAGAUGAUCACGCUUGAAGAGGCCAUCAAGAGCAAGUUUGCUGCGGAGUUGAUGGACAAUGCUGAGGUGGGGGAGGUCAAGAGGUUUGAGGCAGAGGUGGAGGAUUUGCAUUGGGCUAGAAAUGUCAUACUUGAGGGAUGUCGUGCUGUUUUGGCUGCUGGAGGAGCUGCAUACACGAGCUCCUGA